GUAUAAUAAUGGUACAAAAAUCAAACGACGGUACUGGUGAUAAUUCACCAACUAGUAAUGGAUUAGCAAAUGACCAACAAGAAGAUAUCUGGACUUCAAUUCUCAAAGGGGUUUCUUCUUCAAAAAUUGUUCCCACCAAAAAUUUACUGAUUCUAGGUGAUAGAGAAUCGGGUAAAUCUACCCUCAUCAGACACCUAAAAGGGGAGAAAGACGAGGAAGUUUAUGAAGUAAAUGGUAGUGUUUCAAAAGGUACUGACACUAGCGCCGAUGAAAACAGUAAUUUCAACCAAAAACGUCUCAACGACUUGGCUUUAAGUUAUACCUUUACUGAAGUUAAAGAAGACGACGCAGAAGAUACGCUUGCUCGUCUUGGUAUAUACCAACUUGCAGGCUCUCAAGAGGCUUAUCAAUCUCUCCUUCAUUUUGCACUCAAUUCUACGACCCUUCCAGACUCUCUUGUUGUAAUUGUUUUAGAUUGGGCACGCCCAUGGACUUUUGUCGAAACAUUACAACGAUGGAUUAAAUUUAUUGAACUUGGUAUUGAACGGGUAAAAAAGGAGGGUGCUGUAGGGUCUAAAGAUAAUUGGACUAAAGGUAAAGCAAUUAUCGAUGAGAUGCAAGAAGCUCAUGCUAGUACUGCAAACGGAGCAGUUCCAGCAUCAUCUGAAGCGGAAGAAGUUGAAUUACCUUUGGGUGAUGGAGUUUUGACCACCAAUUUGGCUGUGCCAUUAGUAGUGGUUUGCACUAAGUCUGAUAACGUUUCCACAUUAGAAAAACAGAUGGAUUAUAAAGAAGAACAAUUUGAUUACAUACAGCAAAGUUUAAGAACUAUUUGCCUUAAAUAUGGUGCUGCACUCUUUUAUACAACCACUCGAGAUCCAAAAACGUUUGAAAACCUCCGCCAAUAUAUUCAUCAUCGACUUCUUGGAUCAAAAUUCAAUGUUGAACCAAAUUAUGUUGAACGUGACACAGUAUUGGUUCCCACUGGUUGGGAUUCUUGGAACCAGAUUAAAUAUUUAAGGGAUGGUUUUGAUUGUGAUGGACUACUUCAAGGUUGGGAUUUAGAUAUGACUGGUGAAAAGGAAACAACAGAAGAUGCCGAAGAAGUUAUCAGCGUUAAAAAAGUGUAUGAAGAUGUUCCACUUACUGGUCCGUCAAUCAUUGAGGCAGAAGACGAACAAGAAUUCUUCAAACGUCACUUUGAUACUUUACAAAAAGCUAAUAACGAACGUCCACCAUCAGUUGUUGGACCAAUGGGUGCUCCUCAAUACGCUUACGCUAACAUUGGAGCUGAAAUUCCAGAAAUCGAAUCACAAGUUUCUGGUAAUAAUAGGAAUAACAUCAAAAAGCCAAUUCCCACACCCGCUUCUCCACCUCCGGGCACUGCGAAUGGUUCCCAACCAGCUACAGCUUCCCCUGGUUCUUCGCAAAAUGAAGUUCUCGCAAACUUCUUCCAAGCAUUACUCACAAAAAAAGCCAAUACCAAUACAACUACUAACCAAGGAUCUUCCCAAACACCCUUAUCACCAAAUGAACCAGCAAAUGUAUACCCAUCCUCCAAACCUACGAGUACUAAUGGAGUACCAACACCAUCAAGAAGGUUGGUGGAAAGUGAAUUGGAUCGAUUGAAGAACUUUUCCAAUCCUGCAACUGCCAACACAGUACAGCUGGAAAAUAAAUAG
Messenger RNA from Scutellospora calospora, 1682 nucleotides. The record is from the annotation of a GenBank genome assembly. NCBI's taxonomy places the organism in Eukaryota, Fungi, Glomeromycota, Glomeromycetes, Diversisporales, Gigasporaceae.